Molecule: messenger RNA, 317 nt
Organism: Strongylocentrotus purpuratus (purple sea urchin)
Lineage: Eukaryota; Metazoa; Echinodermata; Echinoidea; Camarodonta; Strongylocentrotidae
Product: eukaryotic translation initiation factor 3 subunit M-like
Exons: 2
Coding region: 9-302 (97 amino acids)
Source: RefSeq, a predicted model, not a curated record
UCGAUACUAUGUGGCACAGGAAGAUUAAUUGUGUGGCAUACCAAGAGUUGAUUGAUUUCUUCUUGUUUCUGUUCUGCAGUUUGAAUAGUUUAUUCCAUGGCGUCGGAAAGACGAACCCUCUUGCAUACCACGUCUACACCGGCAUGUUAAGAGUUGCUGCUAAAUAUGAAAACAUCGAUCAAGUCGUCACAGAUUUAGACAAGGUUAAGAAAUGGACUAUCCAGUGGGAAUUGAAUCGAGACAGAAUCAACAAUGUGUACAGGCUGCUGUACGAGGGGCUCAAAGAAAGCAAGCAUGGGUAAGUUUAUUAUUUUGUU